Prunus armeniaca (apricot) is the source of this 2235-nucleotide messenger RNA. Lineage: Eukaryota; Viridiplantae; Streptophyta; Magnoliopsida; Rosales; Rosaceae. The record is from the annotation of a GenBank genome assembly.
AUGAAUGCAAUUGAUUUAUUGUUAGGUGCAGGGGUCGAUGAUGUUCGCUUUAUAGGGAUAUGGGGUAUGGGUGGGAUUGGUAAAACAACUAUUGCCAGAGUUGUUCGCGAGAGAAUCUCUCUUGAAUUUGAAUUCAGCAUAUUUCUUGAGAAUGUUAGGGAUAAUGUUCAAAAAGGUGGUCUAAUAUCCCAACAAAGAGAAAUUCUUUCAAGGAUAUCGAUGAAAACGAUUGACAUAUUUGAUGUUCAUGAAGGAUCCACAAUGAUUAGAAGAUUACUUCGUCACAAAAAGGUUCUUCUCAUUCUCGAUGAUGUGAACGACUCAGACCAUUUAGAUUAUUUGGCUGGAAAGCAAGAGUGGUUUGGUUCUGGGAGUCGAGUUCUUAUUGCAACUAGAAAUGAGCAUUUGUUAAUUGAACAUGGAGUGAAGAGAAGAUUUCAGGUCAAACAUCAAAAUCAUGAUGACGCUCUUAAGCUUUUUAGUUGGAAAGCCUUUGGAAAAGACCACCUUGAAAAAAACUACAUUCAUUUGUCUAGCUAUGUUGUGAGUUAUGCCGAUGGUCUUCCACUAGCUCUUAAAGUUUUAGGGAGUUUUUUGCAUGGAAGACAUGUAAGUGCUUGGAACAGUGCGUUGGGUAAACUAAGUGAUCUUUGUAACAUAGUUUUGGGGACACUUCAAAUAAGUUACGAUGAUCUAGAUGACAGGGAGAAGAAAAUUUUCCUAGACAUUGCGUGUUUCUUUAACGGGGAGAAAGAAGAUCGAGUUAUAGAAAUCCUAGACAGUUGUGGCUUUUGUGCAGGUAUUGGAAUAGAUGUCCUCCUCAUUGAGAAAUCUCUGUUAAUUACUUCAUAUGGCACUUUAUGGAUGCAUCAGUUGCUCCAAGAGAUGGGUCGUGAAAUAGUCAAUCGAGAAUGUCUUGAUAAGCCAGGAAAUCGCAGCAAGUUGUGGCGCCAUGAAGAGGCCAAGCAUAUCUUGAGCAAAAAUACAGGAACAGACGCAAUAGAAAGUAUUACCAUGGACAAAACUGGGCCAACGGUGCACGCGGAUGCUAAAUGCUUUUCAAGGAUGAAGAAACUGAGACUUCUCAAUCUUGCUAAUGCGAACCUCUCUAAUGAUAUUGAAUAUCUCUCCGAUAAUUUACGAAGUCUUGAAUGGGUUGGGUAUCCUUCAAAAUAUUUCCCCUCACAUUUCAAUCCAGAGAACCUACUAGAACUUAACAUGUGCCAUAGUCACAUUGAAUCUUUUUGGACAGCUCAGCCACUCUUUGAAUCUUGUCAACACCCCGACUUUAGAGUCAUUCCAAAUCUCGAGUAUCUAAUUCUACAAGGUUGUAUACGAUUGGAUAAGGUUGACCCAUCCCUUGGAAUGCUUGAAAGAAUUACUCAGAUAAACUUGAAGGAUUGUAAAAGUCUUGUGCAUCUUCCAAGAUGUGUGUAUGGCUUAAAAUCUGUCAAAGUUCUUAAUCUUUCUGGCUGCUCAAAGCUCGACAAGUUGCGUAAUGAGUUGGGCAAUGCAGAGUGUUUGGAGGAGCUUGAUGUGAGUGGAACUGUCAUAAGAGACCUGCCUUCCUCCAUUGUUCGGUUGAAAAGCCUCACAGUAUUAAACUUUUGUGGAUGUAAAGGACCAUCACCUAAAUUUUGGGUUUCGCUCUCCCUUGUUCAGCUAGUUCUCUCCCUUUUUCAGCGAUUUCUAAUAAGAAAUCGCGUUCCCACGCCUUUGUUGCUGCCUUCUCUAUCCGGUUUGGUUUCCUUAAAAAAACUAACUGUAAGUGAUUGCAAUCUCUUGGAAGUCCCUAAUGACCUUAGCUGCUUGUCCUCAUUAAUCUACCUAGAUCUCAGUAGAAACCAGUUUGUUAGUCUACCCAACGUCAUCCCUAUGCUUUCUAGACUUCAAUUUCUUAACUUGGAGUAUUGCGAGAGGCUUCAAGAAUUGCCAGAGAUUCCACAAAGAGUAGUAGCAGUUGUUCAAAACUGUAUUUCAUUACAAAGAUUUGCCAGAGGUUCCACAGGAAACUGCAAGUUGCUGUUACGGAUACAAUGUAUCAACUGCUUCAAAUUUGCGGACAUGCACGAAUUCAGGAGUUUGGUAUUUGAGUGUACAAAUUCCCCCACGAGAAUAUUCGAUUGGAAAGAUUCCCCUUUCUUCUUUGCCGCCUCCUUCUCCCUGCAAAAUAGAACCAAUAAGAGGACCACACCCGGGGGGUGUUGGCCAAAGGCCCUCCGAUGCCUAAAUUAG